Molecule: messenger RNA, 788 nt
Organism: Saimiri boliviensis boliviensis (Bolivian squirrel monkey)
Lineage: Eukaryota; Metazoa; Chordata; Mammalia; Primates; Cebidae
Gene: SPDYE4
Product: speedy/RINGO cell cycle regulator family member E4
Biological process (GO): positive regulation of cyclin-dependent protein serine/threonine kinase activity
Molecular function (GO): protein kinase binding
Source: RefSeq, a predicted model, not a curated record
GAGAUCAUGGCCAGUGGUCAAGCACACCCCCCGUUUGAAGUGCAGAGCCCCCAGCUUAGUACAACAGUGCCGUCCCCGCAGGUGGUGGUGGAUGAUGAAGUGCCAGGACCGUCAGCCCCCUGGGUAGAUCCCAGCCCCUGGCCUCAAUCCCUUGGCCUCAAAAGGAGGAGGGAAUGGUCAGACGAAUCGGAAUGGUCAGACGAAUCCAAGGAGGAGACGGAGGAGGAGCUGAACUUGGAGCGCAGCCCUGAACCCAAGGACACCUGGGUGGUGGAGACCCUGUCUGAAGAUGGGCUCAAGAUGAGGCUGAAGAGAAAGCGAGCGUCUUCCGUACUCCCUGAGCACCACGAGGCCUUCAACAGGCUGCUGGAGGAUCCUGUCAUUCGAAAAUUCCUGGCCUGGGACAAAGAUCUGAGGGUUUCCGACAAGUAUCUCCUGUCGAUGGUCAUAGCGUAUUUUAGCCGUGCCGGCCUCUUCUCAUGGCAAUACCGACGCAUUCAUUUCUUCCUGGCUCUCUACCUGGCCAGUGACAUGGAGGAGGACAACCAGGCCCCCAAACAAGACAUCUUCUCCUUCCUCUAUGGGAAGGACCACUCCCAGAGACCCUUGUUCCAUAAGCUUCGAUACCAGUUCCUCUGUUCCAUGCGCUGGAGGACAUGGGUUUCCCCAGAGGAGAUGGAGGAGAUCCAGGCUUAUGACCCAGAGCACUGGGUGUGGGCCCGAGAUCGCACCCUCAUUUCCUAGAGCCCCAGGGACAUGGAGGCCUGAGGUCAUCGGCCUGAGAGAAG